AUGGCGCUAACCUACCUUUUCUUCAUCAUCUUUCUCAACUGCUAUAUCUGGUUCAUGAAACUUCGCGGUCGAGUUCUUGAUAUAGAAACCGGAAUAUUAUUGGACGAUGAUGAUCAUCAACAGGCGGCGGCACCUACUUUGCGAAUGACGGAAGAGGAGUUAGAAGAAGCAUUCCCGAGCUUUGCUCAUGGGAAAAUCAUGGAGAUGGAUGAGGAUGAGUGUGCUAUAUGUUUAGAGGAGUUCAAAGAAGGAGAUGAGUGUAGGAUGCUUCUUCCUUCUUGCUUCCAUAUUUUCCAUAAAGCUUGCGUUGAUCCUUGGCUUUUUAAAGAUGGCAGCUGCCCGCUUUGUCGUGCUGUUUUGUUCUCGUAUGAACACAUGUAG
This is a messenger RNA of Manihot esculenta (cassava), 381 nucleotides long. RefSeq names its product E3 ubiquitin-protein ligase Os03g0188200. The coding region runs from base 1 to 381 and encodes 126 amino acids. The record is from RefSeq and is a predicted model, not a curated record. The transcript has a single exon. NCBI's taxonomy places the organism in Eukaryota, Viridiplantae, Streptophyta, Magnoliopsida, Malpighiales, Euphorbiaceae.